GGAUGUUUUAUGUCUGAGAAAAUAUGGUCAAGAUACUAAAGAUAGCGCGACCGAAUGCAAGAGCAACUGAAGCUUUUCAAUCAUUUCGAACUCAGCUUCGUUGUGUAUCUCUUUCUCUCUCCUAUUUCUUUCAGGUGAAAGAGGGACUAUAAUUAUUAUGGGAAAUGUAGAGUCAACACAAGAUGUUCAUGAUGAUGUUUCGUGGCAACACCCUUCCCAUGAUGGACGUUCCGAAAAUACUAGCCAUCAAUAUCAUCAAUCCUCUUCAUAUGCUGGGAGUUCAAUGAAUACUAGGCAUCAACAUAGGCAGCAACCCACAUAUAUAGCUGACAAUUUCAGUUCAUUGGAUCAGGUUGUGUCUGCUUUGAGAGAAGCUGGUCUGGAAUCUUCGAAUCUAAUAAUUGGAAUUGACUUCACCAAAAGCAAUGAGUGGACAGGCAAGCACUCCUUCAACCACAAAAGCCUUCAUUCUGUUGGAAACACUCCUAAUCCGUAUGAGCAAGCAAUCUCUAUAAUUGGCCGUACUCUAUCUUCUUUCGAUGAAGACAAUCUGAUACCAUGUUUUGGAUUUGGUGAUGCAUCCACACAUGAUCAGAAUGUGUUCAGCUUUUAUCCUGGUGAUCGCUAUUGUCAUGGAUUUGAGGAAGUACUGGCGCGCUACCGAGAGAUUGUGCCACACUUAAAAUUGUCAGGUCCAACAUCGUUUGCCCCUGUAAUUGACGCAGCAGUUGACAUUGUGGAAAGAAGUGGUCAAUAUCAUGUUCUUGUCAUUAUUGCUGAUGGACAGGUUACUAGAAAUUCAGAUACACCACAUGGAAAGUAUAGUCCACAAGAACAAGCCACUAUUGAUUCUAUCAGUGCAGCGAGUCACCAUCCCCUCUCAAUUAUUUUGGUUGGAGUUGGAGAUGGACCAUGGAAUGAAAUGCAGCACUUUGACGAUAACAUUACUCAGCGCUUAUUUGACAACUUUCAGUUUGUGAAUUUCACAAAGAUCAUGUCUGAGAACAAAGAUGCAUCAAAGAAGGAAACAGCAUUUGCACUUGCUGCCCUUAUGGAAAUUCCAAUUCAGUACCGUAUAACCCAAAAUCUACAAGUUGCCAAUGAAAAAUCAGUAAGUUAUCAACGCAGAAGGCCUCUUCCUCCGCCUAAGGAAGUAAUAGAUCGUGACAAUGCAGUCGUAGCAGUUCCACAUGUGACAAAUUUUGAAUCAGUCGAGCCAACAGCUCCAGCUGCAGUAGAUUCAGCAUGCCCUAUUUGCUUAACCAAUCCGAAGGACAUGGCUUUUGGAUGUGGUCAUACAACUUGCAAGGAGUGUGGCGUGACAUUAUCUUCAUGCCCUCUGUGCCGGCAGCAAAUUACAACUCGAUUGAGACUAUACACGUGAUUUGGAGAUUGCUUAGCUGUUGGUUUAUGCUUUAUAGUUUAUAUAGCUUCUCUGUUGUAUGUUGAUAAGGAAUGUAAUGACCAUCAGUAAAAUUCGUUUAAAAUAUGUUUGAAUAUUUUUAGUUUAUAAAUAGUUUUUUUUUUAAGAGUUUGUUAUUAUGUUUCAAAUAUUUAGAUAUAAAGACAUCAACAUUUUUUUUUUGUUUU
Cajanus cajan (pigeon pea) is the source of this 1590-nucleotide messenger RNA. Its product is annotated as E3 ubiquitin-protein ligase RGLG3. Gene Ontology annotation, cellular component: nucleus. Gene Ontology annotation, biological process: protein ubiquitination. Lineage: Eukaryota; Viridiplantae; Streptophyta; Magnoliopsida; Fabales; Fabaceae. The record is from RefSeq and is a predicted model, not a curated record. Gene Ontology annotation, molecular function: ubiquitin-protein transferase activity.